Asparagus officinalis (garden asparagus) is the source of this 734-nucleotide messenger RNA. RefSeq names its product lectin-like. The transcript has 2 exons. NCBI's taxonomy places the organism in Eukaryota, Viridiplantae, Streptophyta, Magnoliopsida, Asparagales, Asparagaceae. The record is from RefSeq and is a predicted model, not a curated record. The coding region runs from base 83 to 565 and encodes 160 amino acids.
AGCUUCAUUAAAACCAUCAAAUCAAGUUUAAGAGCAAUUACUCAACAAGGUGAGGGGAAAAGUUUCGUCCGCGAGGAAAAAUAUGCCGGUGAUCAACAACUCCGGUGCCGACAUCGGUGGCGUGAUUGUGACUGCAAGGGAACUUUCAAUCGCAUGGAGCAAUGACCCAAACUAUUGGAAAUGGGUUCCUAUUGACGAAGGAGAAUGGGGUGAAGAAGGGGAAAUUGCGGAGUUGAUACAAGUUAGCUGGCUGGACGUAGAAGGAAGGGUCAAAAUGCAGAACUUAGAAGAGGGGAGAGAAUACGAGGUCAUGUUUUUGGUGAUUAUGGGUAACAUCGGAGCACGAAAUUUUCCGGUCAUCCUCAAGCUUAUAGCGAACGGCGAGGAGCAAGAGAAGACAGUAGACCUCAAUAAUUUGCGUGAUAAAGGGGAGUUGGUGAGUGUCAGCGUCGGCAAGUUUGCUGCUACUUCAAGUGGGGAUGUUGCGUUUUCUCUGGCUAAUCAUGACUCCAGUUUGAAGGAAGGGCUCAGCGUUAAGGGCGCCAUUAUUGAAUCUCGUUCUUAAUUUAAUAAUAAAGAUGAGUAUUAGUUUAAGGUUAUUUUGUCAAGCGAGUGCUCAUGUACUUAUCCUUCUCAAGUUUGGGUGUGUAGUUCACAAUAUAGCGCUGUUGAUGGAAUAAAGCUGUUCGUGUGCCUUUCUCAUGAUAAUAAUAAUAAUAUUAGUAAAUCUUGCU